AUGGAUUCAGAUUUUGGGAUAGCGAGAGAAUUGUCCGAUCUCCAAAAGCUUCGAUCUCAGUACCAACCAGAGCUCCCCCCUUGUCUUCAGUCUUCAGCAAAGGGUUUCCCUUGCGGUUUAUUAGUAUUGAUAGAUCUCUCAGAUCUUGGAUCUCAUGGAUGCUGGCUAUCAACGUCUUCUGUUAGUAUGAAAUGGUCGUGGAUUCCAUCUGCAGAUAGGAUUUCAAGGCUGGAUUUCUUCUCCAUUGUUCUUUUCUGCAAGGUCGCACUCCAACGACAGUAUCAGCUUCACAGUGGGGGGCUGAUCCUCAACGCCUUAGCAUCUUCUGUCUGUUGGGCCUCCCUUCAGUGCUCAGUUCUCCCUCUCUCUAUAUUUCUCUGCUGCAGGACUUCUGGAACAUGGACAGUCAUUUUCUGCAUUAAUUCAACGAAUACAAGCUUCUCUAAUCUUGGUAUUCACACGAAUACUAAGACUACCAUCUCAAUAGCUGCUUUGGAGGUCUUCGUUUCUGCAUUGUCAGAAUCUGCUCCUGUUCUUUGGGUAAGGAUCGCAUUCCAUGAGACCCUUUCCAGGAUCUCCUACGAUGAACAGAGGUCUGCUCAUGGCCCCUCGAUUCCCUUAGUUGUUCAGAGGCUAUUCACUUGCCUUCCAUCUGACACCCAUAAGGCGGCUGCCUUAUCAGCUGCCUUAUUAGUUACCUUUCCAUAUGCCUUAUCUGCUGCCUUAUCAGAUACCAUAUCUGCUGCCUUAUCAAUAAGGCGACUGUAUUAUCAGCUGGCUUUCCACAUGCCUUAUCAAAAUCCAUAUGAGAGGACCUUUCAACUGCCUUAUCUCCAGGAACCUAACAGAUCAUUUUAUCUCUCAGCUAAGGUCAUUCAGCUCGUCUUCAAGCUCAGUCAGGCUCCCACCUUAAGCUCUGAAUUCGCAACUCUCAGCUCCAAACCAACAACUCUCAGCUCCAGCUUGCAGCACAAGAUCUGUCUGCAACAUUACAUCAGCUGGUCCAUUUAA
This is a messenger RNA of Ilex paraguariensis (yerba mate), 1011 nucleotides long. NCBI's taxonomy places the organism in Eukaryota, Viridiplantae, Streptophyta, Magnoliopsida, Aquifoliales, Aquifoliaceae. The record is from the annotation of a GenBank genome assembly.